Recurvomyces mirabilis is the source of this 1080-nucleotide messenger RNA. RefSeq names its product actin (gene ACT1). NCBI's taxonomy places the organism in Eukaryota, Fungi, Ascomycota, Dothideomycetes, Mycosphaerellales, Teratosphaeriaceae. The transcript is spliced from 7 exons. The record is from RefSeq and is a predicted model, not a curated record. Bases 1 to 1080 code for a protein of 359 amino acids.
AUGAGCGCUGGUGGCCGCCUGGCCAUGGGUGAAGAGGUUGCAGCUUUGGUCAUUGACAAUGGCUCCGGUAUGUGCAAGGCCGGUUUCGCCGGUGACGAUGCGCCGCGCGCUGUUUUUCCCUCCAUCGUCGGACGACCACGCCAUCAUGGUAUCAUGAUUGGUAUGGGCCAAAAGGACUCGUACGUGGGUGAUGAGGCACAGAGCAAGCGUGGUAUCCUCACCCUCCGAUACCCAAUCGAGCACGGUGUUGAGCACCCCGUCCUGCUCACCGAGGCACCAAUCAACCCCAAGUCCAACCGUGAGAAGAUGACCCAGAUCGUCUUCGAGACCUUCAACGCACCGGCUUUCUACGUCUCCAUCCAGGCCGUGCUCUCUCUGUACGCUUCCGGUCGUACCACCGGUAUCGUGCUCGACUCCGGUGACGGUGUCACCCACGUUGUGCCAAUCUACGAGGGUUUCGCUCUCCCCCACGCCAUCUCGCGUGUCGACAUGGCCGGUCGUGACUUAACCGACUACCUCAUGAAGAUCCUCGCCGAGCGUGGCUACACCUUCUCCACCACCGCCGAGCGCGAAAUCGUUCGCGACAUUAAGGAGAAGCUUUGCUACGUCGCGCUAGACUUCGAGCAGGAGAUUCAGACUGCUAGCCAGAGCUCUUCGCUCGAGAAGUCGUACGAGCUUCCCGACGGUCAGGUCAUCACUAUCGGUAACGAGCGCUUCCGUGCCCCAGAGGCCCUCUUCCAGCCUUCCGUCCUUGGUCUCGAAUCUGGCGGAAUCCACGUUACCACCUUCAACUCUAUCAUGAAGUGUGAUGUCGAUGUCCGUAAGGAUCUUUACGGCAACAUUGUCAUGUCUGGUGGCACCACCAUGUACCCAGGCAUCAGCGACCGCAUGCAGAAGGAGAUCACCGCCCUCGCCCCAUCCAGCAUGAAGGUCCGUAUCAUCGCCCCACCAGAGCGCAAGUAUUCCGUCUGGAUCGGUGGUUCCAUCCUGGCCUCCCUCUCCACCUUCCAGCAGAUGUGGAUCUCCAAGCAGGAGUACGACGAGUCUGGUCCUUCGAUCGUGCACAGGAAGUGCUUCUAA